Molecule: messenger RNA, 294 nt
Organism: Rotaria sordida
Lineage: Eukaryota; Metazoa; Rotifera; Eurotatoria; Philodinida; Philodinidae
Source: the annotation of a GenBank genome assembly
AUGCAUUCAAUAUGGCAAUACGGCCCACAGACAAUGAAUAUUAGUUCAUCUGAUAAUUCUUGGUGUUCGGAAGCGCAUGAACAAUUAUUAGACGAUCAUUUUAUUGACGAAUUAAUUACGAGAUUAGAUCGUCGUUUAGAUGAUUGUGAAUUAAAUUGGCAACAUGAAUUGGUAUUAGCAGCUAUUACGAUAAUAACUAUGAGAAUGUUAACCAUUUGUAAUUCAACAAAACAAGAUAAACUAGCUGAUUUGGCACUGAAAUGUCGUAGAAUCGGUAGUUCAAGUAUUGCUUAA